UUCAGACUGCCGGUCCCUGCAUGGCAACAGGCGGGAGGGAUUCCCCUGCUCGUCGCCUCUCUGUCUUUUGCUCCUGAGUUACAAAGAAUCGGUCGGUCCGGCUGCUCCUCCCGGUGCGCCAGUGAGCGGCGGCAUGUCUUGGAACCAAAGUGCGCGGAGCAGAAACUUUAAACCCGGGGAUAUUUAACCAAAAUAAGAGAAGAAAAAAAACCAAAGCAGUCUUAAGAAGAAUAUAGCGAGGACGACUCCUCAUACACAUUCUAACAGAUGAGGCAGCCUCCAAAUGACGUCGAGAUGGCAUUAGGUGGGACUCUACUUCCAUCAAUUUCCACGUUUGCCAGCGGCCCCACUGUCAAGAGUAAACCCACUGGAAGUGCCAAUUUAAGAUGGAAGGAGGAGUUGUCCCUUCUUAAGAGAUUCAGCGUGCCAGCCGGAAGCAGCUGCCCUGACCCAGACCAUCCCACUGCCACCAGCACAACAAGCCCUAGCAUGUCCAAGAAAGACUCCGAGCUAGAUCUGGACUUAGACUAUGACUUUAUAUUGUCCAACUCCAUCCUGCAGCAACAGCAGCAACAGCAGCAGCAACAGCAGCAACAACAGGAGGACGCCAUGGCGUGCAGCUCUGCUCAGGCCUUGUCUCCUUCCCCUGGUUCCUUCUCCUCGUCGUACCCUCUUCCCUCCCCUCAGGGCACUGCCAGUGAGCUGCUCUAUACCAUCCCAGACAUCAGUGAUGUUUCGCCCUCUGGAGGCUUUGUGGCAGAACUCAUGAGGCCCGAGUUGGACCCGGCGUACCUCCACCCGACCAGCCUCCACGGCAAGUUUGUGGUCAAAACAACAAUGGACAUGGGAGAAUAUAGCCAGAGCAUGAGCAAGGCCUGCGUCAGUGCCGUGUCAGACCCGACUCCUUCUCGUGCCUCGCCGUCCUUUGCUUGCCACAGGAUAAAGCAGGAGAACCCCAGUAACUGCACCAUCUCGCAGCCUAUCGACCUUCACCUCACUGGGGUAAACUCCCAGGGACGAGGCAGCCAGCAGCAGCGCCCCGCUCACUUGGAUCUACACAGGUUCCCUGGCGGAGGGCGAUCCAUGACGGGCGGCAGGUUAUCCUCAUCCUCCUCCCUCUCCCCAGACCAUCCCCUGAGCCGGGAGCACCAGGUGUUGGGUCAUCCACACUCUCAGAUCCCUCUACCUCCACAGGGAUACCACCAUAGUUCUCCGCAGGGCUACAGCUCCUUCCCUCAGACAUCGGCCAUGCAGUACCAAGAGUCCCUCAUGAUCUCCAGCAGCGACUGCUUGCCGGAGGAGCCAAAGCCUAAACGUGGUAGACGCUCCUGGCCGAGGAAGAGAGUCGCGACACACACUUGUGACUACGUCGGCUGUGGGAAAACUUACACAAAGAGCUCCCAUCUUAAAGCACAUCACCGCACACACACAGGGGAGAAGCCUUACCACUGCGACUGGGAGGGCUGUGGCUGGAAGUUUGCACGUUCAGAUGAGCUCACUCGCCACUACAGGAAACACACAGGCCACCGGCCGUUUCAGUGUCAGAAAUGUGACCGGGCCUUUUCAAGGUCAGACCACCUCGCUCUGCAUAUGAAGAGACACUUAUGAGACUCGGCUGGAGGACCAGACAAGAUGGCGAUGGAUGAAGGCUCCAGGACAAAAAGUAUAUGUUAAUCAAAACCCUGAACAAACUUAUGACCUACACUUUUUAAAAACCAUAAUUUGCCUUCAAGCCGGUGUCAAGCAACAAGACAAGCUGUGGUGUUCAUGGCAAAAAGAGCAUUACUCCUUUAAGAGCCUAGAAUGUCUCUCAAGGCUGAUCCUGUGUUCGCACAUUGUGCAGGUGACUCGACAAGACCUCUCAGCCAGGGUUGUAAACUUUUAUGAAAGGGACCAAACUGGAAUUUGUCUUAUUUAACCGACAAAACUUGGAGGACCAGGUGUCAACAGCUUUUAACUGGAAAUGUAUUUCUGUCAGGGAAACCAGGAGCAACAGACAAACAUCUCCAGAGGCCUUCUACCAGCAACUUGUCAUCAUAGGCUCUGUUAACUACACACUGUUCAAAAUACUGUAUUAAUAAAUACAUCUAUAUUUAUAUAAACAUUUCACCUGCAAUGCCAUUGAUUUCAGGUACAAUGUUAAUUUAUACAGAAUGGUGCUCAGUAACUCUGAAGAAGGUUUUUUUUUUCUUAAAUAAAAGGUACCAAAGAUUAAGGAAAAUAGACAAGAAGGUGAAAUGAAAAGUGCCAUAUGGUUGUUUGUGUGUUUCUUGGAAACCUCUCUUCCACAAUCUGACUUAAAUCAGGUGAACACUUCACUUUUUAAAUGGUGAUGGCAAUCCUCAAUGCACUGCAGCUGCAAAGUGCAAUAAUUUAUAUGAGACAUUCGUAUUUUUGUAUUGAAUGAGUAACUCUGAACAAAGAUUUUUGUUUAUAGCCAAAAUAUGUAAUAUAAUCUUGAAUUUUGUACAUUUGUAAAUAAAAAUGCUUUGUUAUCAUUUUGUAUUUUACAUUAUAAUAAAAUAAAAAAAUGUAUUUGAAGUAAGAA
Amphiprion ocellaris (clown anemonefish) is the source of this 2548-nucleotide messenger RNA. RefSeq names its product Kruppel-like factor 4 (gene klf4). Gene Ontology annotation, molecular function: DNA-binding transcription factor activity, RNA polymerase II-specific; RNA polymerase II cis-regulatory region sequence-specific DNA binding. The record is from RefSeq and is a predicted model, not a curated record. Lineage: Eukaryota; Metazoa; Chordata; Actinopteri; Pomacentridae. Bases 268 to 1608 code for a protein of 446 amino acids. Gene Ontology annotation, biological process: regulation of transcription by RNA polymerase II. The transcript has 5 exons.